AUGCCUUCGGACCUGGAACUUCUAGCCGACAUGGGCUUUGACCCUGAGCGCGCAAAGAUAGCUGUGUCUAAAUCUGGUGGCUUACAGGGUGCACUCGAGUGGCUAGAAGCGAACCAAGACAAGUCUCUGGAGGAAAUAAAAGAGGAAGCGGCCCAGAAACAGUCCGAAGCUGGAGGGUCAGAUGAACCUCCAGAUCUGAAACCUGGAGAAGAGCCAAAAAGCCUGGUCUGUAAUGAGUGCGGGAAACGAUUCAGAAGUCAGGCCCAGGCCGAAUUCCAUGCUUCUAAAACAGAACAUGUCGACUUUUCGGAGUCGACGGAGGAGAUCGCACCACUCACCGAAGAAGAGAAGAAGGCUAAGCUAGAAGACCUGCGCCAAAGACUGGCAGAAAAGCGGCAGAAAAUGUCUGAACAGGAUAAGCAAGACCAAAAAAGAAACGAGGAAAUUCGCCGCAAAAGUACCAAGGAGACUCAGGAUAUGAAAGAGGAGCUUCAACGGAAAGAACAAUUGAAGGAAGCAGCUAAAAAGAAGCGUGAAAAGCAAGAGGAAGUCGAAGCAAAGGCACGGAUAAAAGCCAAGAUCGAAGCAGACAAGCAAGCUCGAAAAUUGAAGGCAGAGAAAGAAAAAGCAGAACGAGAGGGUCGUGUAUUGGAGGAACAAAAGACACAACCUACACCAGCCGCAGCUCCCGUAGCCUCGAAGCCUGCUUCAGCAUACACAGAGGCUAGACUACGAUUGAUGACACCAUCUGGGAACGUCAUCAAGUCAUUCCCCGUUGAUACCACCCUUUUCGAGGUUGCUGCCGCUCUACAACAAGAAGGUAACCAGGUGAACAGCUUUACGCAGACAUUCCCAAAGAAGGUGUUCAAUCAGGAAGACUUUGGAGCUACGCUCAAGGAGUUGGGUUUUGUACCAAGUGGAAGUCUGAUUGUGGGCUGA
Nannizzia gypsea CBS 118893 is the source of this 939-nucleotide messenger RNA. RefSeq lists its product as hypothetical. Gene Ontology annotation, molecular function: protein binding. The coding region runs from base 1 to 939 and encodes 312 amino acids. The transcript has 3 exons. The record is from RefSeq and is a predicted model, not a curated record. Lineage: Eukaryota; Fungi; Ascomycota; Eurotiomycetes; Onygenales; Arthrodermataceae.